AUGAGAUUUAUUACUUUCCUCACUGGCGUUGGUGUUGCGCUUGCAGCUUCCAUCACUACAGGUCUAUCUGACUCCAGCGACAUGUUGUCUGUCAUGGGUCAAGGUGCUCUUGAGGAACAACACUUCUCUGUCUUUAGCAACUGCGUGCAAGCUCUCAGCUCAUCAUACAGAGCGUACGUGGAUGAAGGUGUUUUGGUUGUAAUACCAUUUACUAAGCGUACAAUUGACCUGGACACCGUGGACGCAGAGAUGUGGAAAUGCAUUGAUUCGUCAGCUGACACCGUUUCUCUUGCGAUUGAGUCAAGCGAAUUCGAUGACCCAGCUCAGGAAGAGAGCGCCCAUAUCUCGGGCAUUCGCUACGCAGAUGCUGUCCAAAUGGGUCUUCGGGGCCAGAAAGUCAUCGAUCGUGUUCCUAAUUCCUCGGCAUCGAAUGGAAUCCAGAAAAGAGAUCCCGGUUACUACUACGCUUAUCUUUCUGAUGAGCGAACCUGCCAUGGUGAUUUUAAUCAUUACUAUUCAAGAAGAUGCUACACUUGGGCCAGUGCAUAUGCAUCCACCUCGGCAGGGAACGUGGAUAAGAAGAAGUGUCUCAAAUACACCAUUUGGCCGCAUCACAACUGCGAAAAAGGAAACCAGCGAACCAUUUCUAUCCGUCCACAGACUCAAUGCACUUGUCAGGUCAAGCCUACUUACUCAAUCUAUGGUGUCUAUUGUUAG
[Torrubiella] hemipterigena is the source of this 717-nucleotide messenger RNA. The record is from the annotation of a GenBank genome assembly. Lineage: Eukaryota; Fungi; Ascomycota; Sordariomycetes; Hypocreales; Clavicipitaceae.